AUAGUUGAAAAGAUUAUAGCUAGGAGGCUUUCUACCCUAGCUGAGUCAUCUAGCCUACUAUAUCAUGACCAAAUAGGAGGUAGGCAAAGAAAAUCAGCUAUAGAUGCAGUCUUAUCACUAGUUCAUGAUAUUCAGACUGCUAGGCAUAGAAAGGAGAUGACUACUACUUUAUUUAUUGAUAUUAAAGGGGCCUUUGACCAUGUCUCUAUAAAUCAAUUGCUAAAAGUAUGUAUUAGGCUAGGGCUUCCUUAUAGCCUAAUUAGUUGGAUCUCAUCAUUUCUAUCAGAUAGAAAGAUUCAACUAGCUUUUGACAAUGAGACUGUCAGGAGGUCCCUAUUCAAAUUGGCAUACCCAAGGGCUCUCCUAUCUCCCCUAUCCUUUUUCUCAUCUAUAUUAGAUACCUCUUUGAGACUAGUGAGGAAACAGAUGAGAAAGAGAGAGCUCAACUAA
Messenger RNA from Rasamsonia emersonii CBS 393.64, 450 nucleotides. RefSeq lists its product as uncharacterized. The annotation marks the transcript as partial. The record is from RefSeq and is a predicted model, not a curated record. The transcript has a single exon. NCBI's taxonomy places the organism in Eukaryota, Fungi, Ascomycota, Eurotiomycetes, Eurotiales, Trichocomaceae.